Molecule: messenger RNA, 3454 nt
Organism: Loxodonta africana (African savanna elephant)
Lineage: Eukaryota; Metazoa; Chordata; Mammalia; Proboscidea; Elephantidae
Gene: FOXD1
Product: forkhead box D1
Exons: 1
Coding region: 33-1433 (466 amino acids)
Biological process (GO): cell differentiation; regulation of transcription by RNA polymerase II; anatomical structure morphogenesis
Molecular function (GO): RNA polymerase II cis-regulatory region sequence-specific DNA binding; DNA-binding transcription factor activity, RNA polymerase II-specific
Source: RefSeq, a predicted model, not a curated record
AUGCGCCGCCCCGCCGCUUCCGCGCCAAAGCUAUGACCCUGAGCACGGAGAUGUCCGAUGCCUCUGGCCUCGCCGAGGAGACAGACAUCGACGUGGUGGGGGAGGGCGAGGACGACGACGACGAGGAAGAGGAGGAGGAGGAGGACGAGGGCGGCGGCGGCGGGCCCCGGCUGGCUGUCCCCGCGCCGCGGAGGCGGCGACGGCGGCGGCGCUCGUACGCCGGGGAGGACGAGCUGGAGGAUCUGGAGGAGGACGAUGACGACGAGGACAUCCUGCUGGCCCCACGGGCAGAGGGCUCUCCGGCGCCCUCUGGCCCGGCCCCGGCGGUGGGAGCCGGGGGUGGCGGGGGUGGCGGAGGGGCCGCGGGAGGUGGCAGCGGGAGCGCGGGCGGCGGCGCCAAGAACCCCCUGGUGAAGCCGCCCUACUCGUACAUCGCGCUGAUCACCAUGGCCAUCCUGCAGAGCCCCAAGAAGCGACUGACGCUGAGCGAGAUCUGCGAGUUCAUCAGCGGCCGCUUCCCCUACUACCGGGAGAAGUUCCCCGCCUGGCAGAACAGCAUCCGCCACAACCUCUCGCUCAACGACUGCUUCGUCAAGAUCCCCCGCGAGCCGGGCAACCCCGGGAAGGGCAACUACUGGACGCUGGACCCCGAGUCCGCCGACAUGUUCGACAACGGCAGCUUCCUGCGCCGGAGGAAGCGCUUCAAGCGACAGCCCCUGCUCCCGCCCAACGCCGCCGCCGAGUCGCUGCUGCUGCGCGGCGCGGGUGGCCGGGGCGGCGCGGGCGACGCGGCGGCAGCUGCCGCGCUCUUCCCGCCGGCGCCGCCGCCGCCCCCGCACGCCUACGGCUACGGCCCCUACGGCUGCGGCUACGGCUUGCAGCUGCCGCCCUACGCACCGCCCUCAGCGCUCUUCGCCGCCGCCGCGGCCGCCGCCGCCGCCGCCGCCUUCCACCCGCACUCACCGCCGCCGCCCCCGCCGCCGCACAGCGCUGCCGCCGAGCUGGCCCGGACCGCUUUCGGCUACCGGCCGCACCCGCUGGGCGCCGCGCUGCCCGGCCCCCUGCAGGCCUCGGCGGCCAAGGCGGGCGGCCCAGGCUCCUUGGCGCUGGCGCGCUCGCCCUUCUCCAUCGAGAGCAUCAUCGGGGGCAGUCUCUGCCCGGCCGCCGCUGCCGCCGCCGCCGCACAGGCUGCCGCAGCCGCGCAGGCCUCGCCCUCGCCCUCGCCCGUGGCGGCACCGCCCGCGCCCGGACCCGGCGGCGGCUGCGGGGCGCAGGCAGCCGUGGGCCCCGCCGCCGCGCUCACUCGCUCCCUCGUGGCCGCCGCGGCCGCCGCAGCCUCCUCCGUCUCCUCGUCGGCCGCCCUGGGGACUCUGCACCAAGGGACUGCCCUGUCCAGUGUCGAGAACUUUACUGCUAGGAUUUCCAAUUGUUAAUAACGCUAUGUUAGCGCGUUUGAGAGAGAAGGUAGGAAUCCCGGCGCCUUUUUUCGUCUUGGUGGUUUGGUGUUUUGUUCGCUCCGCCCAGCGCGGCCCCUCCCGACCUCGCGCCAGCAUUUUCGCCGGUUCAGAUUCUCAGAGGAGACUGUUUGGCAACAGUUAGGGCGCUUUUCUCAGCUCUGCGGGUCCCUGUAUUUAUGCAAAGUCGCCCAAUGCUGCAGCACUGGAUCCGGGAUGGAGAGGAAGGAUGAGGAUGGUGGGGGUCCGACAUGUCUAGGCACAAGGGGUUUCCUUGACAUUUGGGAUAUUAAUAAAAAAAGAAAUCACAAAAUAACUAAGCCUUUUUGAGGUGUAGAGAUUCUCAGGUCCUGGCGUUUAAAAAUCAAUAAUGUUCAAAAGAAGAAUACAAAAGUAGCAAAGGUCCCGAAGAAUGCCAAUGAAGCAAUUAUUUUUUUAUUUGAGGACACUUGUCUAGUGUACUUUUUUAUGAAAAGGAAAAAAUGAUUAACAUGUUUACACAAGGAAAAAAUUCAAAGUUAUUUCUUAUUUUAACCUGUGUUUUGUACAUGCGGAAUUUUUUAUUUUGUACUUACUGCGUAUUCUUUACAAGGAAUAUUGUAAAGUUCUCUGGCAAUUAUUGUACUAUUCUAAUGUAAGAUUUUUACACUUUUUCAAAAAUAAAAUGCUUAAUUUUCAAAGGAAAUCGCCAAAAUAAUUGGCUUCAGUCAUCCCCUUCUUUUCUGUUCAAAAAGUUUCUAUGUAAGUGAAGUAAAAAUCCUAGUAUAGAAUGGACUUAAGUAUUGUUUUCAAAGGGAAUUUACCAAAAGCAUCAUGCUAUGAUUUUUUUCCCGUUUAUACUAAGUCAAAAACAUUGCAGAAUAAUGGAAAUUAUUUUUAAACGGCCGUAAGUAAAAAGUUUUUUGGUAUACAUUUUCGAAUCUGAUUCAGUUUCCAAAAGCGUUGCACUAUUUAAAAUUAAAAGCACACCAAAAUUUAAGAUGAUUUUACAGGAAUUUUUUAAAUUUCAUUUUUGAGCAUCCAUUUCAUUUAAUUUCCACUCACUUUUUAAUACAAUAUUGUAUAUUUCUGUACUUUUGUAGAAAACUACGGCAUAAUACAUACUGUAUUGUAAUGGAAGCAACAGAAGCCAGUAGGCAAUUUUUAUUUUCAAACAUUUAAUAGAGAUGAUCAGCAGUUAAUACUUUUAAAGUCCUGAAUAAGGAAACGUUUGCGUAUAUGAAAGGGAUUGUACUUGAAGUUCUAGCAUUUAAAGUUACUGUUUUCAAAAUGGAAGCGAUGACAGUGAUUGCAUAAAGAAGUUUUGUUUUAAAAGGCAACUUAACAGUGAUGUUUUAGCUUAAUGUGUAACUUAGGGCGUGUAAGAGAAGACUUCAAUUUUAUGAUAGCAUGUACUUGAAGGGAUAAAAAUCCAAAUGCAUCAGGUGUUUACUGACUAAUUAUAUUUAUACUGUUUUGAUGAUUUAAGAUAUCUUUUUCAAAUUAUAACUUUUCAAUAACUGAUUAUUGCAGGCAAUUACUAGUUCACUGAAAAAAGUGAGGCUCUAGUUUUGAUGACUACAGAUGUUAGUGUGGGCUUUAAAUAAAGCCAAAUCAUACGUAAUACAUACUUUACAUGGUUAGUGGGUUGCAGUGAAGGUUAAAUUAGUUUACUCAGCUUCUUUACAAUGUCUGGUCAGGUAUAUACAUGAAGAUUUGCAGAUUUAACCUAGCAUAUUAAUCAGGUCUGCAUUUUAGGCCAAUGUUUUGCAGUGACAUUCACAUUUGACCAUAUGGCCUUUCCUCCUUUUUUGAAGGAGGGAAAAACUGACUUUCACAGUCUCAAAAUGAAAUUAUCCUCCCCCGCUCCCCGAAAAGUUUAGAAGAAGUUGAAUAGUUGUUUAAACACACCCUCAAAUUUACCGCUAAAUAAGUAGAUACAAAUUGAAAUAUUGUAAGACCGAAAAUUUAAUGUGCAGGAGUUACUUUUACCCUAGUCCUGCUAAGAGAGAGGAGACAUU